This is a messenger RNA of Dromiciops gliroides (monito del monte), 2152 nucleotides long. It is a transcript of the gene UBTD1, whose product is annotated as ubiquitin domain containing 1. Gene Ontology annotation, molecular function: protein binding. Bases 731 to 1414 code for a protein of 227 amino acids. The transcript is spliced from 3 exons. The record is from RefSeq and is a predicted model, not a curated record. Lineage: Eukaryota; Metazoa; Chordata; Mammalia; Microbiotheria; Microbiotheriidae.
GGAGAGGGAGGGUUGCCCAGGUCACGUGGUUGCCCCCUUCCCGGCCGGACUGUCCCAAGGAGGGAGAGGACGGCUCUGUGUCGGAGGGGAAGGGUCAACAGCCCAGGGAUUCAGCUAGUUCGUUGGGUGGACAGGACAGCACACCGUCCUAGACCACUAACGAAGCAGGCUUUGGGGGAGACCGGGCGGCGGAGCGGGUACCUGGCUGGGUGGGGCCCGGGUGAGACGCCCCCUCGGGGGAACCCAAUGAGAGAGCCGGGCCCGGGCCGGGGGGCGGUGCCGACGGUCACGUGCUCACCUGGGUCGGGGGCGGAGCCAGAGCAGGGCCGGGCUAGGCCGGGGCGGGGCUUGGCAGGUGAGUGACAGUCUCCGGGGCCGGACUCCGAUGGGAGCCGGGAGCUAGGUCGGAGUCGCCUCGGCCGCGGUGCCCGCCCCUCUUCUGCUCUCUCCCCGGCCUCUUCUCCCGGCCGGUCCUGGCCGCAGCCCCCCUGGCCCGACCACCUGGGGCGGGCUCUUGAGCUCUGGGGGAGCCGCCCUCCCUCCCGCUCUCCCGCAAAGUUUGUGGCGGAGCCGGCGGCGGGGGCUGAGCGCGCCCCGGGAGCGAGGGGGCAACAACCGAUGCCGAACGGCGGGAGCAGUUGAGUCUGGAGUGGCCCGGGACCCGCUCGGGGCGUCGGAGGAGUAGCCAGCCCGCGGCCGCGGGUGCAUGGGGCCGGGCUGAGCCGCGGCCAUGGGCAACUGCGUGGGGAGACAGCGCCGAGAGAGGCCGGCUCCGCCGGGACACCCCCGCAAGCGAGCAGGACGCAAUGAGCCCCUGAAGAAGGAGAGGCCCAAGUGGAAGAGUGACUAUCCUAUGACAGAUGGGCAGCUGCGGAGCAAGCGAGACGAGUUCUGGGACACCGCACCAGCCUUUGAAGGCCGAAAGGAGAUCUGGGAUGCACUAAAGGCGGCGGCCUUUGCAGUGGAGGCCAAUGAUCAUGAGCUAGCUCAGGCCAUCUUGGAUGGAGCUAGCAUCACCCUGCCCCAUGGUUCCCUGAGCGAGUGCUAUGAUGAGCUUGGCAAUCGCUAUCAGCUCCCUGUGUACUGCUUGGCACCACCAGUCAACUUGCUUCUAGAACGCAGCGAGGACGAUGGCACGGAACCUCCAGAGCCAGCCCCCAGUACCCGGCGUGAGUUCCCUCUUAAGGUGCGCCUGUCCAGCGGCAAGGACGUGAGGCUCAGCGCCAGCCUCUCCGACACCAUCGGGCAGCUCAAGAGGCAGCUGCAUGCCCAGGAGGGCAUUGAGCCUUCCUGGCAGCGCUGGUUCUUCUCCGGGAAGCUGCUCACAGACCGUAUGCGGCUGCAGGAGACCAAGAUCCAGAAGGAUUUUGUUAUCCAAGUUAUCAUCAACCAGCCCCUGCCCCCCCAGGACUGACACUUCCAGAGGGAGGGCAAGGAAAGGGGCUCCUUCUUCCCAGCUGGAACACCAGGCUCCCCCUCCCACUGCCCUCAAGUCCUCUGGUCCUCUUCAGGUGAUCCCUCCCUUCCUCGGUGGCUGCUCCGUGGGCAGUGAAGGAACACUGCCGGGCACAUCUGGGGUUACUUGAUAAAGGCCUCUGAGAAGCAGUGCUGCUACACACAGGCCCCCAGGCUAGGGCAUAUUGCUGACCUGGGUGGAGGAUGGCACACUCCUCCUGGGUCCACCCGGUGGCCUUCUAGCUACCCCUCCCCCACAACAGGGUAGGGCAAGUCACUUCUGGCUGAAGGGCCAGCAACCCGUGGCCCAUGGGGCCCAGAUCUAUCUUGUCUGGUGCUGCAGGCUGUGCUUGCUACCAGCUUUUUUCCUCAGGGUCGGAAGCAGCUUUUGCCUCCCCUCUUCCCCCGGCUCUGUUGUGGGCAUGGUGCCAGUUCCCCAGUAGUGAAGGGGACCAACAGUGCGUCCCAGGGAGCAGUGAGAGCCGGUGGGAGCUGGCGAGGGCCGUCGCCUCUUUCCCUGCCCCAGCACAAUUGGCAGGGAUGAGGGCAUAUGGCCAAGAUGUAGCCCGAGCCGGUCCAGAUUUCUGGACAAGCUCAUCUUCCCAGAGGGAACCCUGGCAUGGCUGUCUCCAGGCUGCUUGUCUUUCCCAUGGUGGGUCCUUGUGUACAGAAAUAUUUGCAUAUUUAUCAAUAAAGC